Bipolaris sorokiniana ND90Pr is the source of this 1110-nucleotide messenger RNA. RefSeq lists its product as uncharacterized. Lineage: Eukaryota; Fungi; Ascomycota; Dothideomycetes; Pleosporales; Pleosporaceae. The coding region runs from base 1 to 942 and encodes 313 amino acids. The transcript is spliced from 2 exons. The record is from RefSeq and is a predicted model, not a curated record.
AUGGCAGACUCUGUCAAUCCUGUAAAGGGCGAGAGACCAGGCAAAAACGAAAAGCAUUUACCGUUCGACAUCAACAAACCCCAGGUGACAUCACCGCCUAAUCCCGCAAGCCCAGAGACCCUUAGCCUGAAGAACCUGAGCAUCACAGACGAACACCCUCGCUCCCGCCAAGGCCAUGGAGUGGGCCACAGCCAACCUUUCCAGCGUGGUCCAAGGUAUCCCAACGUUAACAGGUACGGUCCUCCUGGACGUGGUUUUCACGGCCAUCACCGACAAGGCGCUGCGCACGCCGGCAGAGGUGGUUCUACAGGUUUCCGCAACCCCAACCCACCACUGGGUCCCGAUGCUCAGAUGCACCAAGACUUUCUCACGGUUCGCAACUCGAUGCGCCGUCAGUUCAAGAACUCAGAUGUAGCCAAGUGGAAGUUCAACGACUAUGUUGCACAUUGCGAAGCAAUGACUAGGUCAAAAGCCAACAAUCUCACACGUCAAACCAAGACGAAGGAAGAAGCUGGAGAGUAUUCUUCAGCCAUUCCCCCAGAAACUCAGGCCUUUUUGCGUCGUUGUGGCCUUAACGGCAACUUUGAUGAAGUUGGCAACUCUGGUCGUGUCCUUGGAGAACAUACGAUAUGGUGCAAGAAUUGGCAGAACGGAAAGGAAGAGGUUGCGCCCUGGCCUUCCUUCUCUGAGAUGAGGUGGGAGGGUGACGAUCGGGCUAAGACAGGCGUUGGCCGCUUCCUCCCGUUGCCCCGCGAACCUGGUCCUCCAGGUCUCACAUGGAGCCAACUCCCUGCCAUUGAGCAGUACCCCAUGGAUCAAGUCUUCCAGAUCCCAACUAUGGAGGAUGUCUACCUCCCUGUCGACCCUGACAUUGAACCCGACUAUGAGUACCUCUGGAGUAAAGAGCUAGAGAAAGAGAUUGACGGCCUCUUGGAAUCCUGAUCAGUUUUGGAAGCUUCCAAAGACGUUGAUCUGCUGCUGUGAUCUGCAUUCAUAUACCCUUGACUGCCAAAGUCACGGUCCACAGGCUCUCUUUCGUCUCGAUCAGAAUUCUGAUUACGUCUCGAUUCGGUUCGUGCCUACCCACCGAUUCGAACACUAGUUAGGACA